Molecule: messenger RNA, 1368 nt
Organism: Paramormyrops kingsleyae
Lineage: Eukaryota; Metazoa; Chordata; Actinopteri; Osteoglossiformes; Mormyridae
Gene: svip
Product: small VCP interacting protein
Biological process (GO): positive regulation of autophagy; negative regulation of VCP-NPL4-UFD1 AAA ATPase complex assembly; negative regulation of ERAD pathway
Cellular component (GO): endoplasmic reticulum membrane
Source: RefSeq, a predicted model, not a curated record
CAGCUACCUCCGUGCCGCUGCGCGGCGGUACUCCAUUGAGUCCUUUGCCGAGACGGCGUCGCUGGGACCUGCUGCGGCUGAGACGCAAGGCAGCGCGGCGCGGGCAAACGGGCAGCAGGCGGUGGGAGGGGAAGCUUGCAUCGUCUUAUUUAUUAGUAAUAACACCUCGCUUCCCGGCUCGCAGACCGGAGAGAAGCCGCGCCGCCGCAAAAGGACCGAUCCGGUUUAAUUUAAGGCGUUCCUGAAGCCUAGUGCUUCAUAAAGCUUCGGUAAUUUUCCAGCAGAUAAAUAAGCAUGGGGAUGUGCCUUCCCUGCCUGGGCGGAGCCGCAGAUGAUGUGGUGGAGACGCCGGACCCUGAGACGCGACGGAGGCAGUUAGCAGAAGCAGCUGAGAAGCGGCAGAAGGAGACGUCCUACCGAGGAGUUAAAAACCCAGAGUCGGUUGAGAGGAAGAAGAAGAAACAGGAGGAGAUGGAGAAACAGGAAAUGAUGACAUCACCCUCAGGGGGCGGGGGGCUGAAGUGGCAGGUGGGCUAAAGGUUCGAGUGGAUCAGGAGACGGACCGUUCAUUUGGAUGCAUUUCGGUCGGCUGACCCGAGAUGCUGUUUUGAGAAGAUUUUUGUUUCUUUGUCAUGCAAGCUUGUGGAAGGUGUCUGUGUCGGAUCUUUAAAAAGCCCGUGUGCCAUGAUCCAAGCUAAAGGAAUGACCGCCAGAUAGGUUCCCCAGAUUCACCAGAGUGCUUUUUAGGGGACACGUGCCUAACGAUCCCACAACCGAAUCGAGGCUGAUACGUCUGGCGCUACAGGCUUCAGCAGAGCCAGAAGUACGGAAGAACAUUGAGAAAGAGCAGCAGAAGUUAUUUUCACAGCAGACACUUGUGAAAUGCCAGUUAUCUAGCCUCACAACACCGGCUUCAAGCAGCAACAAGUGUUAAUUUAAUACUGUACAAAAGAAAUCACCAUUACUUAAAUUAUUUCACUUAUAUAUUGUUUGUAUAGAGUGUCUUUCACGCAGAUAUUUAUUCCAGGGACAGGAAGUUAAGCAUUAGCACUUAGACCGGUGCUGUGGACGGGUUCCUUUUCGUGGCUUCAGGAAGAACGUCCGCGUCAUACUGCCAGUGCAUUUUCAGCCAUUUUUUUGCUAGUCUAGAGAUUCAGAAGUUUGUGAGAAUUGUCCCAUAGGUGUGACCGCGAUGCCCUCUGAACUGGGACAAUUUGGGCCUGUCCAGGCAGGCCAGAGGACCACAGAGAAACAUCCAAAGGUCAUGCCUGAACUCUUGCUCCCUCCCUGUUCCCCUCUCCCCAAUCCCAAAUGUGGUGGAGCAAGGGGUGUUUUUCUUUAAAUAAAGUUGUUUUUGUCAAAGUUAAA